Molecule: messenger RNA, 2420 nt
Organism: Lytechinus variegatus (green sea urchin)
Lineage: Eukaryota; Metazoa; Echinodermata; Echinoidea; Temnopleuroida; Toxopneustidae
Product: 25S rRNA (adenine(2142)-N(1))-methyltransferase-like
Exons: 6
Coding region: 120-953 (277 amino acids)
Cellular component (GO): nucleolus
Molecular function (GO): rRNA (adenine) methyltransferase activity
Source: RefSeq, a predicted model, not a curated record
GGCAUCGAGAAAGUCGACCGAGUGUGGUUGGUAAACGAUUUCUUUCUAAUUUUAAGCUGUAGGCAGGCUUGGUGAGGCACGGUUCGUGACAGUUCUUUGUUUGUACAAGAAAAUUGAAAAUGAAGACGAACAAGAGACGAAAGAAACCAAAGAAACCAGUAACAGCUAUGAACUUAGCCAGCCAAAAUAACGAGAGCUCAAUGUUCAUGAAAAGGAAGGUCAUAUCAAGGCUGCACACCAUCAUGAAGGACAUUGACAAGGUCAAACAAGAUACAACCAUCUCUUCAGAUGAAAAGAAGUUGAAGGUUAAGCAGUUAGAACUCAAGAUAGAAGAGCUAGGGGGAUUACACGCCUACCAACAAAGUUCUCUCCUUGGUGAACAUCUCCAUGGCAACGUAAACACAUCAAAAUGGGUGCUGCAAAAACUCAAGGAAGCUAAUAUCCGGUCACCAAAGGGAUCAAAGUUAUAUCUACUGGAUGUUGGGGCCCUGCAGGAGAAUUACUCCAAACAAACUAAAUGGUUGGAUGCAGUGGCCAUUGAUCUAAAUCCACAGUGCGAAGGCAUCAUCAAAUCAGAUUUCUUUGACUUCAAGGUUGGAGAGUCUGAUGUCUAUGAUAUCAUAGUACUGAGUUUGGUCCUAAACUUUGUAAGCUCUCCUUCUCAGAGGGGUGAGAUGUUAAAGAGAUGCCAGACACUCUGCAGACAGGAAGGACAUAUCUUUAUUGUUCUUCCUCGUGCAUGCCUGGAUAACUCACGCUACUUGGAUCAUGCCCUCUUUGAACAGAUGAUGGAAAGUUUGAACUUUGACCUGGUGGCUAAGCAUGACAGCAAAAAGCUUAGUUUCUUGAUGUUCAGGAAGGCUGAGAAGAGGAAAGAAGGGAAGAUCAGUUUCCAAAAGAGAGAAGUCAGGAAUGGGACACGGUGCAACAACUUUUGCAUCGUUAUGAGAUGAGGGGUUUGACAGAGCUCUGAGAAGGGAAGAUUCAGGUCAACAUGAAGUCAGGAUGAGGAAAGGAGAGAUGGGCAAAGAGAAGUCUAAAACAGCGAAAGGUUAAACAACUAAACCUUUACCGUGACGAGACGAGUUUGUGGCCUUUGAUAAGAAGAUUAGUUUCUAUGAGAAAAGUCAGGAAUCGGAAUUGAUGCAGCAACUUUUGUGGAGUUUUUCAUGAGUCUGCCUUAGACACCUUAAUGAGAAAACUGUCUUCAUAUGAUUGUGACUGUUCCAUAUGAUUGAUGUGACCAGGGUUUCCCAAGUCGUGGACUUGCACCAUGUUUUUUGCAUCGGGGGAGCGUUUCAUGAAAGGACUUGUGUAUAUUUCAUCCAACAAAUCCUGCUUUACCUGGCAGUUACUAUAAUAACUGCCUCUCAGCAAAUCAAAAUCUAGGAAAGAUGUUGGAUCUGACAACUCGUGGAACAAAUAUGUUGAUAAAACACUCCCCUGGUCUUGCGUAGGGACACAUGAAGCUACUAUGAAAACAAGUAAAUUAUCAAAUUUUCCACCAUCUAUUUCAUAAAUUGAGAUAAAUUUGUAUCUGUGUUUAUUAUUCAUUUUCUUAGUUUUCAUGAUGAAUGAAGAGGAUUAGAAUACAGACUAAAGAUUGUCUUUGGCUGAGGACAUUGACAUGCAGAAACAUCGUAUUUGGGAAUGUGUGAUUGCCACUUGUGUGUAGACACAUUUGACAUAGCAAUAUGGGCCAAAUUCAUUCCACUUAAUGUAGUCAGGAAGUUUCUCUUUAUUGAAGUUUGAUUAAAAUUCAUGUUAAAGCGUAAAAAUUAUUGAUUGAAAAACACAGAAUGAUCAUAUGAAAGUCAAUAAAAGCAGUAACACACAUCAGUUAUGAAUAUAGUGAUUUUUAUUUAUUGCAUGAAAGCUUAAAAAAUAUUUUUGAAAAUUCUAACAUGGCAUAUUGUUUUACAUGAAUUGAUCAUAAUAUAUUCUUACAGUACUGAAUCAUUUACAAAUCCUGGCUAAAAUCAAUACUCGCAUUGAUAUUUGAAUCCAUGUUUUUUUUUCUCUCUUUAUAAACUGACCUUGGAAUGGAUUUAACAGUGGUUCAAACAAACGUGAGUUUGAAGAAGAGUAAUUACAUGCAGAAUCAUUCUUUAAAUUCAAUCAUUUUUAGGACAAUUUUCACUACCAGAGUAAGAUAAUCUGUACUUGGUGAACGAACUGAAGGAUGGCAUUCCAUAAAUAUGUGGUCUAUUAAAUGCUAAUUUGGGGUAAGCUUUAUAUGAGGAUAGAGAUACAUUGGGCAGAUAGCUGUCCAGGUUUCACAAGUAGAAAAUAUGCCCAGAGUAAAAUUAUACCUACGUAGUAGUAUUUUAUCUACUCAUUAGGACUAAAUUAUUUAAUAGGGUUCCAUGAUACUUGCUCCAAUGGAAAAUCUGCACAUUAAACACAAAUCCUUAUUCUAA